AUGUCAAGCAUUCGAAGGGAAAAAUAUAAUGGAAAAGAACCUACACGGUCGGACAUUCUGUGGGAACAAGCAGUAGCUGACCCUGAGAAAUUUGAGUUUUUCACACUUGUGGAGAAAGAAUGUGAGGAAGAUUUUAUCCUGCUCGGAAUGAGAAUUGUCAGCAUUCCACAAUACCUGGACGUCAAAAAUCCGGCCAUGAAAAUAUGCCCGAUGUGUAAGUUAGUGAACAAGUGUCAGUGCAAGGGACCGCGAGAGGUGGACCAGAAGACCAUGGACGUAUUCAACAAAAUGGGGCUUUUUGAUCGGCUAAUGAUCCUCGAUGCAAAAGGUCUAGAGAACAUGAUAUAUUACGAAGAUGAAAUUGGCCUGGAUGAGCUAGAUUUGCACUCUUUGAAUAGGACACAAGAGCGUACAGGUUUGACCGGACCUGAUAAAAAGAAAACUCCUCUUUUUACUGAAGAUGAUGAAGACAGCUGGAGAGAGCAGGUUAAAGUUGUUCAGCCAAAUUACACUGUGAAAUUUGGAGAAUACAUGACUUUGGACAGAUAUUCGCAACUGUACAAAACAAAUGGAGCCCGGUACUUUGGUGAACAUCUGGAAACCAGCGAGCAACAAACUCUCAAAGAACUGGACAGUGAAAUGGACGAAUACAAGAACAAAUUUGGACAGAUUUCAUCGAACAAGUUAACUGUUGCCUCAGAUAACCAAAAUCAGAAUAAGGAAGCAAAUGUUGCCUGGACAGAAUCAACUUCCCCACAAUCAGCGUUUAAGAAAGUGCACAGUGUUACCGUGGGGCUGAAAGAGGCAAGUGCCUUCCUUACGGACAACACCAUGUUCAUUGUAGAUCGGCUAGCUGAACCGCUGCGGGAGAUAGAUCAUAAUGAGUUGGUCCGUAAGGUGCGCAAUAGCAAGGACCCAGGUACAUCGUUGAAUAAGAAGUUCAAGAACCAGGAAUACACAGUGAGCUCACUGCCAAUUCUGAUGUUUGAGGACAGCCCCAAACCUGAGCAUGUCUGGGCAGACAUUGGUGUCAUAGGAACAAAGUCUUUCCUUUUUACCCAUCGCGCCUGCCCUGGACCAACUUGUGACGCACAUCGUCCCAGGGGCACUAGAGCUCGCAGAAUAGAAGAAAACCCGGACUGUGAGUUCUGUACACGGCGGGUCAGAACAGAAAAAAUCAUUCAUCAGCUGUUACGGCAUGGUCUGGAUCCGGAUUUAGCCAGACACAUGUCAGUUUCCAUGAUGGAAGCAGAGGAAAGAGACAUGGAUCGAUUUAGUCGUCUGAACAGAAACAACAAGGGCAAUAAAAAAAGGGGGAAACGGUCAAAUUCUCCUCCAACACCAGCUCCCAGUGACACAAAAUGUCCGUCUCCACCAAGUAAGGAAGAUUUAAUGAAGUUUCAGGAACUUCUUGCAGAUUUACAUAGGCUUCGUGUGGAUGAAGCUAAAAAGAAGAGGAUGGAAGAAAUUGCUUUAGAGAGAGCCCAGAGGAAAGCUCUGGAAGCGGCUGCUAUGGAUGAAGGGACGGUGUUUCUAAGGGAGUCAUUUGUGAAUGGGCAGCUUGUCGUGGAGAAAAUGGACAUGAAAGCAGAGCUAGGACUGUACGAUGAUGAUAGAAUAGACGAGAAGGAAGAAACAGGGAAAGCAGUUGAGAAUGGGAAGGGUAGACAGGAGGAAGUGGACAAGAAUGGUAAGAUUUUGCCAGGAGAGAAGAAGAAGAAGCGAAAGAAGGCAGCUCAGAAGGGGAUUAUUGUUGGAGACAGUCCUAGCUUCAAGCAGUGUGGGAAAUGUGGCAAGAUGGAACAGAAAAAGAAGCAAUUUCAGAAAUGCAAAAAGUGUGUGGAUGAAGGGGUGAUGGAAGUGAGGUAUUACUGCUCCAAGGAAUGCCAAGUUGAGGACUGGAUGCUAAGACACAAGGUGGAGCACAGUGAUGGACUUCUGGGAUAGAUAUUUACCUUCACUCAAGGUCAGCUGGUUACCAUAGCAACAGUAACCAUAGUUACAGUUCUGAGAGUGGGACAACAGCCGAAUGAUGUUAUCCAGAAGUCACAGAAACCAAACGUGGUUUAUUUUAUGGAACUAGAACUUUUCUUUAUUUCAUAAAAUAUGACAGUUAUAAUUGUAAAUAUGAUAUUAAUAAUUGUUUAUUGUUUACUUUUGAACUACAGUCCAAAAGCGAUGCGACAAAUUGGAAUACAACAAAAUGACAGGACAUUUUGAAUAAAUUGCAUCUGAAUUCCCUAAAUAUUUAACUACAACAAGAUGUAAUUUAACAAUAGCAUAAAAAGUUGGGAUUCUAUAAUGUUUAAUUUCAUCCCUUUGUUAAAUUGCAAAUUUAUGAUAUUUCUUGAUGUUACGGAUGGGUUUGCCUUCUUGAAUUUUCUCAUCCUGUUGUGAAGAUGUUCACACUUAACCUAAUCGUGGAUUUGUUAAACAGUAAUACAUGUAUCUUAUGGUCGUCGGUCAUUCAGGGUUUCCCUAAGGCCAUGAUGGCAUGUUGCUUCCAAAAUCCCUUGUAAAUCAGGGUAGGAUGACUAUUAUUUUCCAGAAGUGUCAUAAGUGUAAAGCAAUAAACCUGAAGGAAGACCCCAAUCUGCACAUGGAUGGCUCCCUUGUUUAAUAAUAAUGGAUUAGAUGAGGGUUAAUGGAUUGUCAAAGAUAAUUGGUUUCAAUUCCAGGUUGCAACUGAGACAAUUAAGCCAAACAAAGUCAAGUCUCUGUUUAGCAUCUGCGGGCGGUAGGUUGUCUGAUGGGUGACUGUAAAGACAAAAACAUUUCGAAAAUGUGAAAAAUAAAGUUAUAAAAAGUUAAGCUAAGUAGGACCAUGUUAUAUCUGUAUAAUAAACUAUUAACAAACUGUUGACUGCAGAUAUAACCAUAGUAGAAACAUUAAAUGUCUGUAUAUUUGUAGAUGGAUGUAUAUGUUGAUUUAAAUUUAACAAGUAAUAAAACGAUACAUAAAAAAAACUAAUUGUAUGUAAGUUUUAUUUGUUCACAGUUAAUAAUCCAAUCAAAACAUUUUGAAAGUAAAAAUGCUUCAUGACUUCUGAGUAGCUAUGUUACAAAUAACUUAAGCAAUCAUUCAAAAUAUGAAAGACACAAUACUAUAAAAGAUGCAACUUUAGGAACAAUUUUAAAUCUCCCUUGUAUCACGUUUUGACUGUAAAUGCAUUAAUCGUAGGCCUAUCAAUGUAUAACAUAUGAUUAAAUGAAUAAAUCAGAUUUGUUUGCACACAAUUUUGACAAUUUGAAUUUUCUUUAUUGCUGGUAUUUCAAUAUUUAUAGGUUAUUUGUAUGAUGAUAUUUAAACUUUAAAGCAUUGCACUGUAGCCCAUGAUAUAUGUUUUAUAAAUGUUUAUAUUAUUGUUUCUUAUGGUAAAGGGUUUACUUUUUAUGUCCCCCACCACUAUAGUGGGGGACAAAUUGUUUUUGUUCUGUCUGUUUGUUUGUUUGUUUGUUUGCGCCAACUUUAACAUUUGCAAUAACUUUUGCAGUAUUGAAGAUAGCAACUUGAUAUUUGGCAUUCAUGUGUAUCUAAUGGAGCUGCACAUUUUGAGUGGUGAAGGGUCAAGGUAAUUCUUCAAGGUCAAAGAUUAAAUAUAUAGCUUCAAAGCACCGCAAAAGCAUGUUUUCUCAUGUUUAUUAUUCGUUUGUUCUUGAACCAUAAGCAUGUAUUUAAUGUUUGAUCAAUUAAGCUUAAUGCAGCAGUAUUUUUGCCAAUAUGUUUGUAUACAUGUAUUGAAAUUGCACUUAACAUUGUAAUCAUUAUGAUAUUGUUUUUAAGUUCAUCAUGUACUUCUUAUUGGUUUAUUGCUCAGAAAAUACUUAUCUUAUUUCAGUAAUACACGUACAUAAGCAAACUUAUUUAUUACGAAAAGUUGUUCAUUAGUGACACUUGCUUAUAACGACAUCCUGUGUUAUAGAAAUUGUUUCUGUCAUUUAUCUUAGCUUUAUAAAGUCCUAGAUAUUUACAUUAAUUGUGAAUUAAAAAAUGAAUUAAGCAUUAAAUUCCUUGACUUGGUAAAGUUUCAAAUAUCUGAUAAGUCUUGGGUACCUGAAGUAUACUGUUGUCACAUUAAAAAAUUUACUCUUGUUUCGUGUGGUUCGUGUAAUCAGUGCAUUAUUUGUUCUUUUGAUGAGUGUUUGGUCAGCUGAACAAACAUAUCAUAUAUUAUGUACUUUGUCUUUGGUUGGGGGAGGGGGGGUGAGUGCUGAGUAUUGGUCGCGUUUGUCACUUGACAAUUAAUUAUACAAGGAUUUGGCUUCUGAAUUUACAUUUAAGAAUUUUUAAUUUGUGGACAUGUUCCUUUCAACCCAAUAAUAAAUAUAAUCAGAAUGUAACUCUUGUGCCUGUUUGUCACUGCUCAUGACAUGUUUACUCUUCAUACUUUUUAAAAGUGAAUUAAAUGAACUAUUGGUCAGUAUUAUCUUUUACUUUAAGACCAGGGUAUGUUAAUUUGUUAUUAAUUAAUAAGUAUUCAAGAAAUGUUAGAUACAAAUGCGUUUUUUUUUGUAGGAAAAUAUUCUUUGACAUCUGAUACGCAUACUGUAUGCAAUCUUUGACAUUAAUUUUUGUGUAUUGUACAUGGUAGUGUGAGCUUUUGGCAGGGAUAUUGAUAAUCAAAAUAAAAUAUUAAUAGUAAAACACUAUUCUUUUAUUUCUGUAUGCUCCUCGCUAAAGGGGAAGCAUAUACUUGCCAUUUCCUCCGUCCGUCCAAAGUCCAAUUUUUUAUUCUUUUGGUUUUGUUAAAUGAUUUUCCCCAUUUAUUGGUCCAGCUUACUCGAUGUUCGUCGAUGCAGCAAGUGAAUCCCGCAAGAGAUCAGAAGAAGCACAUUUUGGUUUACAUGCAAAUAUUGUAAGGUUGUUCUUCUCUAAUGAUUUUUGAUGGAGUUAUUGUCUGGAUUCAAUUAGCGGAAUUUUAUUAAACUCUUUUGUUAACAUGUACUCAAUUGUAAUGAAGUUGUAUUUGUUCAGACUGAGGGUCCGUAAUCGUACGUAAGGCAGUGUCACCUAUAAGCCUAUUAUCAAUCUAGAGGCUUCGUUUUUCUAUCCUUUUUGAUGAAAUGCGGUCUUUAUGUUUAUCUAGAAAUAUCUAGGCCAGUAUUAAAUCUGGAUCACGUUCGUCCAAAAUCUAGGCCACCAGGUCAAAUCUGAGAAAACCUUGUUACGACUCUAGAAGCCACAUUAAUGACUGGAUCUUGCUAAAACUUGGUCAAUAAAAACAAUACCUAGACCAGUUUCAAAUCUGAGAAAAGCGGGGUCACUAUGUCAAGUGUUCGACAAUAUGUGUAGCUUGAAGUCAGAUAAGCGUUAAAAUGAUGAAACGUGGUCAUAAUGUUUAUCUCGAAAAUAUCUAGGCCAAGUUAAAAUCUUGCUCACGUUUGUUCACAAACUAGGCCACCAGGUCAAAGCUGAGGAAAAACCUUUAUAACCAUUCUAGAAGCCACAAUUAUGACAGGAUCGUUGUAAAACCGACUUUUUAGCUCACAGUGACAUGGUGAGCGUAUGUGACCGUGUGAUGUCCUGCGUCCGUUGUGUGUGCGUGCGUCUGUCAACAAUUUGUUUGUGUAGACAGUAGAGGUCAAAGUUUUCAUCCAAUCUUUAUAAAAUUUGGUCAGAAUGUUUAUCUUGAUCAAAUCUGGGUAUGGAUUAUAUUUGGAUCAUCUGGGGUCAAAAACUAGGUCACAUAAUAGGUCAAAUAAUAGAAAACCUUGUGUAGACAAUAGAGGUCACAGUUUUCAUCCAAUCUUUAUGACAUUUGGUCAGAAUGUUUAUCUUGAUGAAAUCUGAGUUGGGAAUGUAUUUGGGUCAUCUGGGGUCAAAAACUAGGUCACUAGGUAAAAUAAUUGAAAAAUCAUCAACAAUUUGUUUGUGUAGACAUUAGAGGUCACAGUUUUCAUCCAAUAUUUAUGAAAUUUGGUCAGAAUAUUUAUCUUGAUAAAAUCUGGGUUGGGAUCGUAUUUAGGUCAUCUGGGGUCAAAAACUAGGUCACUAUGUCAAAAUCUAGGUCAAAUAUUAGAAAAACCUUGUGUAGACAAUAGAGGUCGCAGUUUUCAUCCAAUCUUUAUGAAAUUUGGUCAGAAUGUUUAUCUUGAUGAAAUCUGGCUUGGAAAUGUAUAAGGGUCAUCUAGGGUCAAAAACUAGGUCACUAGGUAAAAGACUAGGUCAAAUAAUAGAAAAACCUUGUGUAGACAAUAGUGGUCGCAGUUUUCAUUCAAUUUUGAUGAAAUUUGGUCAGAAUGUAUAUCUUGAUGAUAUCUGGGUUGGGAUUGUAUUUGGGUCAUCUGAGGUCAAAAACUAGGUCACUAGGUCAAAAACUAGGUCACUAGGUGAACUAAUAGAAAAACCCUGUAUAGACAAUAGAGGUCGCAGUUUUCAUCCAAUCUUUAUGAAAUUUGGUUAGAAUGUUUAUCUUUAUGAUAUCUGGGGUGGGAUUGUAUUUGGGUCAUCUUGGGUCAAAAACUAGCCACUAGGUCAAACAAUAGGAAAACCUUGUGUAGACAAUAGAGGUCACAGUUUUCAUCCAAUCUUCAUGAAAUUUGGUCAGAAUGUUUGUCUUGAUGAAAUCUGGGUUGGGAUUGUAUUUGGGUCACCUGUGGUCAAAAACUAGGUCAUAGGUCAAAUAUUAGAAAAACCUUGUGUAGACAAUAGAGGUCACAGUUUUCAUCCAAUCUUUAUGAAAUUUGGUCAGAAUGUUUAUCUUGAUGAAAACUGGGUUGGGAUUGUUUUUGGUUAGUCAGGUGAGCGAUUAAGGGCCAUCAUGGCCCUCUAGUUUGGAGGUGUGGGUGAUGAAAACAAAGAAGACUUAUUAAAAAAAAAUCUUCAAAAUGACAUUAUAUCAACUAUAAUUAUAUGCUCGAUCAUAACAAUUGCGCAUAACAUUGGUGAACGUUGCUUGCAAAUACGUAUUUGAUUAUUUUUGUCAAAAAUAAGGUGAAAAACUAAGAACGAUAUACUCUAAUCUAACAAUAUUGACGUAAUUGGCAUUUACCCGAUAUUGGUACCUGUACAUGUGUAAAUGCUUAUACAAUUUGUUUGUUAAAGCUUAUACAACGUGUGUUUCAAUCUAACAAAAUAUACAAUUGUGUAUACUUAAUCAUGAUUAAAUUGUAUGAUGAUUAAAAAAAAAAAGAAC
Dreissena polymorpha is the source of this 7136-nucleotide messenger RNA. RefSeq lists its product as uncharacterized. The record is from RefSeq and is a predicted model, not a curated record. Lineage: Eukaryota; Metazoa; Mollusca; Bivalvia; Myida; Dreissenidae. The coding region runs from base 1 to 1947 and encodes 648 amino acids. The transcript is spliced from 9 exons.